CGCCAUCGUAAUAAUCGACAUUUCUUUCGUUUCACCCAAGGUACCCUUUGCCGAAGAGCGGUCGGCUCGAACACCGCCGGCAGAAUGGUUGCCUCGUUGCGCUCCGACUUCGAAUCCGGCUCCGGCUCCGGCUCCGGCUCCGGCUCCACCCCCGGCCCCGGACCCAAAUCUAGCUCGAGCUCCAAGCGGGUACCGCCUUUCAAGGCGCAUUGGGUGACACCCACCCUCAUGGUUGGCAGUGUCUUGCUUGGCCUUCUGGCAGCUGUUGCACACCACCUGUUUUACGAUUCCAUCCAUGGAAAAAUCGUUACAAGCUCCGAUCAACAAGUGUGGAAUCUCCGAGUGGGCACUGGACUGGCGUUUCUGGUAAAGGCUGCUCUGACGGCAGCCGCCAGCAUGGCUUAUACGCAACUUCUCUGGCAUACCUUACGAUCCCAAGAAAUAUCUCUCAACGGCAUAGAUGCCGUCUUCAAUGUUGUCAACAACGUUUAUGGAUUCACGACUGUGGAAAUUUGGCUCCGUUGCCCAGCCUUGGUCUGUAUUGCUUUUAUGAUCUGGCUGUUGCCGUUCGUCGCCAUUGUAACGCCAUCGGCGCUCACCGUUCAGUCGUCUCCGAUACUAAAUGAAUCAACGGUCCUUAUGCCACUGCCAGUCAUCGAUUAUACAUCGCCCAAAAGGUUUGCCGAAUACUCAAGCUCUGGAGGAGGUGGUUAUGCAGCCCCAUCCAAUGUAAUGGCGAGAUUAAUGUCGGCCGUUACCUCCCAAGGAUCCAUUGCACAGAUUGCGGCACCUUACUCCAAUAGUUCCUACUCAGUCGAAUUCUACGGUCCUUCUCUCUCCUGCGGAUAUAUCCCAAGAGAUUCCGUCCUCUAUGAUCGAAUCCACGUGGCCGAAUUUAGCAUCGGACAAGCAGUCGCCUACCUCGGAUUUGUCCCUCAGAAGGUUUCGAGUACGUCGACCAAGGAUGAGGAAGCCAUUUACGGUCUGAACGUGACUUUGGGCGCUUCAACCUCGGCGGGUCCACUCGCCACGUAUGACAAGUCCUACUCCUCCAAGGACCACGCAAGAUUUUAUGCUAUCAUGCCAUUUUCCGGAGUAUAUGCUGAUUCGAUCAUUGAAUGCGGCCUUUACAACUCAUCAUAUGUUGUGGACUUUUCAUUCGAAAACGGCCAGCAGGACAUCACCGUCAGAAAUGAGACCAGGCUCAACGGUGUACCACGGACUACUGGGGGUAUUACGACCGGUUUCAGCGUUCAACAGGUUGUAUACACUGCUGUAAUUGAUGCUCUUGGCGGCCUCCUGGUUGGAACGCUGAGGUCUUCGCAGUAUGGGUCCGUGACAGCAACGCACACACGCAUCACUUCCACGAUUCUCAUGCAAACUCAAGAGAUGAAUCGAACGCUGUUAAUAACGAAGUCUAUUUUCGGCGACCAACCGGAAGAACGAACAUUGAAAAACAUGACUAUGAGCAAAGCUUUGGAACAAGUCGUCACCAAUACAACGCUAAGCUUUUUCAGCAAUGCAUACUUCCUCCAAAACUAUACGACGGCUUCAGUAGGAAAAGUUCAAGUACGAACACCACAAAACGAAUACACAUAUAAACCGCGCAAUCUUGCAAUUGCCUACGGGGUUAGCGUUGGACUCACCUUUUCCGUGGUCUUAAUUGGCUUCGUCUGCAUCUGGGUUUCAUCUUUGUCCUUUGGAUCAUCGUUUUCAACUAUCCUGCGCACGACUCGAAACCCGGAGUUGGACACUUUGUUGGAGAAUGACGAGAAUAGGGGUGCCGAGCCAUUACCCAAAGGCAUCGCGAAAUCGAAGUUGGGCUUUCAGCACCUCACAUGCGACGAAGGACUGAAAACGGGAGGCGUAUUUAUAGUUCCGGGUAAGGGACCAGCUACAGAACAGAGGAACCCACGGAGGGCUCCAAGUCAAGAGUCUAUAGAGCCUCCUUAUUUUUUCUAGACGGCUUUAAUACAAUAUAUCCAUUUUUUUAAAAAAAAA
Ilyonectria robusta is the source of this 2001-nucleotide messenger RNA. RefSeq lists its product as uncharacterized. NCBI's taxonomy places the organism in Eukaryota, Fungi, Ascomycota, Sordariomycetes, Hypocreales, Nectriaceae. Bases 85 to 1962 code for a protein of 625 amino acids. The transcript has 3 exons. The record is from RefSeq and is a predicted model, not a curated record.